Molecule: messenger RNA, 1284 nt
Organism: Cylindrotheca closterium
Lineage: Eukaryota; Bacillariophyta; Bacillariophyceae; Bacillariales; Bacillariaceae
Source: the annotation of a GenBank genome assembly
AUGAAAUCAAAGAAGUCUUGCCGCUUUGCAGCCGUUGCUCAGUGCAUAUGUUUGCUACUAUCAGCACAAACAGCAUUCGCAAGUGAAGUCAUGGGAUGGUCAAAAAGUGGUGAAUAUCAAAACGUCAACAAUUCAAACAACAGCAAAAAUAACGAUGGUUUCUACUUUUCCGAAUCCAGUCCUACUGGCGAUGCCUUGUUCAUGGUUGGAAAUUCCUAUGUGUCGACGAACAACCUGACAGAUAUUAUCAAGAACAUGCUAGACCACUCCUCCUUCUCCUCUUCCGCCUCUUUGGGUGUCAAUCUACCGCUGAUAACCGAAACCUUUGACAAGGGCGGUGCCAAAUGGAGGGAUUUGACUUUUGAUCCAGCAAACUUUACGGCCACCUUGCAUGCUCAUGAAUAUCGUUGGGUCGUCUUGCAAGAACAAAGUGAAACUCCAGGUCUCUACGAUUCAAUGUAUCAAAGUGAGUUUAGCGACUCGAAAACUUCCGUCAAGACACUCGACAAUUUGAUUCGACAUAUUGGAAGUGCGCAGGGUACUACGAAUACCAUUCUCUUUCAAACCUGGGGCAGGCUCCACCACGACGACAAUCCCACACCAGAGAUUCAGGCCUUGUUUGACAGCUUUCUGCAUCAUCAGUAUCGAAUUGCCGUAGGAUAUCGAGAGUACCAAAAGUUCAUUUCCACACCCGAACGACCAGUCUUGAUUGCCCCCGUGGGCUAUGCCUUUCAAGCCAUUCACGAUGGGAUGGAAGCCGAAGGCUUGGAUCCCGAACAAGAGGGCGGUAGGUUCUCCAAUCUAUAUAUUGAAGAUGGAUCGCAUCCCAGUGAGCAAGGAAGUUACUUGGCAGCCAGCGUGUUGGUGGGAAUCUUGACGGGACAAGAUCCACGGCAAUUUGAUUGGGACUAUCCUCUUGUCCCACAAGACAUCCAAAAGUAUUUGCGUGAUGUGGCUCACGCCACCAUUAGCAAUUUUUGUCAAACCUGCAAUGUGACACCCAACAAAAUGCCCUACAUUUCACCGGAAGAACAAGCUGCCAUGGACGCUCGAAGAAGAUCUUCUUCGUUUUUUACCAAGUUUCUCCAUUUUGUAUUUUGGUGCGGAGUGAUUGGUGGAGGAGGUUUCUUGGCAAUGGUGAAGCGAGAACGGCUGCGAUUGGCCUGGAGACGGCAGCUGGUUCGCAAUGCCUGGGGUCGCUCCAGUACUGUUAGUUCCACCGGCAACAGCUUUGGGUACGCACCUCUGUCCCAAACUGUUGGUGCUGACAUGGAGUUGAUAUAG